AUGGCUCAGCCACGUUUUUUGGCAGAUGCAUUCCCUUACACCAAGACCAUCAAUGGCCAGGAGAUUGCAUUUACAGACUACGGCUUUGCCCAUGACGGGCCUGCGAUAGUCACUUUCUCCGGAUGGAACUCCGACCACCGAGGAUAUUCCUAUGUCACGUCAUAUUUGAUGGAGCAUUAUCGUGUUAUUAGCAUCUGCUUCAGAGGCCAUGGACCUAACCGCGAUAACGUCGAAGACUUUGGGUUCGACGACCAUGCCCGGGAUGCCCUGGCUCUGCUGGAUACGCUAGGCGUCGAUCAGUUUAUUGUUCUUGCAGCGUCCCACGGAAACUGGGCAGCAAUGAACUUGGCUGAGAUAGCGGGCCGUGAGCGCUUGUUAGCAAUCUUGAUCCUGGACCAUCUAGCAGUCGACGCUUCUCCUCAGUUCUACGGAGCGCUGAAAGCCCUGCAGGGGAAAGAUACUUGGCGCCAGACGACCGUAGCCUUCUUCAAGAGCUGGCUUGGUGGUAACCAAAAUCUAAAUAUUGAGUACCAGUGUCUUACCGCUAUUGGAGGCUUUGGUUACGAAACCUGGGCUCGAUCCGGCAGGACGGUUGAAGCAGCAUACAGAACCUGGGGCUCUCCGUUGAAGAGGCUUGAAGCACUGAAUGACCCGCCUUUGGUCCACCACGUUUACAGUCAGCCUGGUAGCGAAGAAUAUGCGAAGCUUCAUCAAGACUUUCAGCAAAAGCACCCGGAAUGGUUCACUUAUACUCACGCCAAGGGCGAUACGCAUUUCCCCCAUAUUGAGCAGCCGGAGUUGGUCUUCAAAGAGACGGUGGCACUUAUGGAAAAAGCUAUCAAGCGAGCAGCGCCUACAAAGAAUUAA
This is a messenger RNA of Trichoderma gamsii, 867 nucleotides long. RefSeq lists its product as hypothetical. The coding region runs from base 1 to 867 and encodes 288 amino acids. The transcript has a single exon. NCBI's taxonomy places the organism in Eukaryota, Fungi, Ascomycota, Sordariomycetes, Hypocreales, Hypocreaceae. The record is from RefSeq and is a predicted model, not a curated record.